Molecule: messenger RNA, 1845 nt
Organism: Sporothrix brasiliensis 5110
Lineage: Eukaryota; Fungi; Ascomycota; Sordariomycetes; Ophiostomatales; Ophiostomataceae
Exons: 3
Coding region: 1-1845 (614 amino acids)
Molecular function (GO): oxidoreductase activity
Source: RefSeq, a predicted model, not a curated record
AUGAAGAUGGACGUUUACAGUGUCUUUAGCUCCAGUGCAGCCCGGAGAGACUGCUCUCGCCUCGAUCUAGAUCUCAAGUCUAUCCGACGGAUCAGCUCCAGAGCCACUGACCGGCCACCAUCCGAGCGUACGCCAUCUCCAAGUCAGAGAUUGCCUCAUAUCGGCAUUGUCGGUGCUGGCAUCGCUGGUCUCCGCUGUGCUGACAUUCUUCUGCAGCAUGGUUUCCGCGUGACUAUGCUUGAGGGCCGCCACCGGCUGGGUGGCCGGCUACACCAGGCCAGGCUGCAACCCAGUCUGUCUUCCAACGACGACAACGAAGAAACGGAGGGUCCACUUGUCGAUAUGGGUCCCAACUGGAUCCACGGUACCAAGGACAACCCGAUCCUGGACCUGGUCCGCGCCACCGAGACCGUUACUAGCAGUCACGACGUGGACGAGGAGGGGAACGAUCUUGGGGGCGCCGUCUUUGAUGUCGAGGGUACCAUUCUGCCGCUGGAUGAGGGCGAGGCACUGUCGACCAUCAUGUGGACGAUUGUCGAAGAGGCGUUUGUGCAUUCCAAUACCAACUGCAGCACCAUCGAUCCAGGCGAGAGCCUGUAUGACUUUUUCGUUCAACGGCUCGAUGCUCAUGUCACACCCGCAGGCGCGGACGCCACAGAAGCCGAGAGGGAGGCGAUUUCACGCAAGCGGAAGCUCGUGCUGCAAAUGGCCGACUUUUGGGGUGCCUUUGUCGGCAGCCCCGUCGGCCGGCAAAGUCUCAAAUACUACUGGCUGGAGGAGUGUAUCGAAGGAGAAAAUCUCUUCUGCGCUGGCACGUACAAGAGAGUCUUUGACCGGCUGAUCGAGCCAGUCGUUGAAGGCGCCACUAUCCACUACGGGAAGACUGUAUCGCGCAUCGUGAGCACCCAGGAUACCCCAAACCACGUACCAGAUACGCUCCCAAGCUCCAGCGUCACCGUUGUCACUACGGCGGGCGAAACGUAUUCUUUUGACGAGGUCGUGUGCACGAUGCCUCUCGGGUGGUUAAAGAAGAACGCAGCUUCCGCAUUUGAGCCUCCAAUUCCUUCCCGAGUCAGCGAGGCCAUUGCCAGCAUCGGCUAUGGCUCUCUCGAAAAGGUAUACAUAUCGUUCCCCGAGGCCUUUUGGCAGCGCCCCGACCCCGCCACGGGCCGCUCGGUGCGCGGCUUCUGCCAGUGGUUGGCACCGGGCGUCUAUGCACAGCCAUCCAACCCGGAGCACUGGUCGCUCGAGGCAUUUGACAUGGCCGCACUGCCCAAAUCUGCCGCCCAUCCGACGUUGCUGUUCUACACGUACGGUGAGCAGUCUGUGCACAUUAUGGACACGCUGGCCUCUCUGCGGGACGAGGAUGGCAGCAAGUCGACCGCGGCUAAUGAGCCCAGCGAGAUGCGCCGCCCCAACACAAAGCAGACGGCAUUUUUGCUCAACUACUUUCGCCCCUACUUUGGCACCAUGCCGCACUACGACCCGGCGUCGCCAGCCUGCCAGCCAACCGGCAUCAUCGCUACCAACUGGCUGCACGACGACCUUGCCGGUAACGGCAGCUAUAGCAACUUCCAGGUCGGCCUCGUCCGCGGCGACGAAGACAUUCGUGUGAUGCGUGAGGGUCUGCCGGGCCGCGGCGUUUGGCUUGCCGGCGAGCACACGUCGCCGUUUGUCGCUCUAGGUACGGCAACGGGUGCCUAUUGGAGCGGCGAAUCAGUGGGGCGACGCAUUGCGGAGGCGUACGGACUGGAGCAGGAAGGUGCCGCGGCAAUGGGUGCCGCGGUGGCCGACGAGACACAUAUUCCUCUGUCUUCUGUCCAAGAACCAGUUGCGCUCCGUUGA